Hirsutella rhossiliensis is the source of this 1293-nucleotide messenger RNA. RefSeq names its product integrase core domain-containing protein. Gene Ontology annotation, molecular function: nucleic acid binding. Bases 1 to 1293 code for a protein of 430 amino acids. Gene Ontology annotation, biological process: DNA integration. Lineage: Eukaryota; Fungi; Ascomycota; Sordariomycetes; Hypocreales; Ophiocordycipitaceae. The record is from RefSeq and is a predicted model, not a curated record. The transcript has 5 exons.
AUGAAGUACCCCAUGCCUCUUUCGUACGCCGACGACAUCCUGAUCUAUUCAGAGUCGGCCGAGGAAAACGUGCGCCAGACCGAGGAAGUCAUUCGACGACUGGCAGCGGCAGGCCUACAGGGCGACAUCAAGAAGAGCUCCUUUUGCGUCACCGAGGUGGAUUACCUCGGGCUGGCCAUCCUUGAGUGGAGGCUGUCGGACCUAAAAUCUACGAAAGCCAUCCGAUCUUUCCUCGGAUUGGUUAACUUUGUCCGACGCUUCUCGAAAGAAGUAAGCGAGCUGGCGCACCCGCUCAACGAGCUCCUAAAAAAAGGGGCAAUCUUCAAGAUCGGCAAGCAAGAGGAAGCGGCUUUUGAAGCACUCAAGGAAGCCCUGGUCCGAGCUCCCGGAAUGGGCUUCUGGAAGAUAGGCGCCCUGACUCGGAUAGAGACUGAUGCGUCAAAGCAUUCGGUAGGCGCCACCGCUUUACAACAACAGAACGACAACUCAUGGAAGCCGGUGGCCUACUUCUCCAAGACCUUGUCGUCAACAGAGACGAAGAGUGGAGGCCAGAGCUGGUUGGGGCCCUUUGAAGUAGUAACGGACCAUGAAGCUCUCAAGUACUUUGCGACAAAGCGGGUUUUAUCAUCUCGACAAGCCCGUUGGGCACAGAUUCUGUCGGAAUUUGACUACAAGAUGACAUACCGACCCGGGAAGGAGAACAUAAUUGCAGAUGCCCUGUCCCGGAAAAGCGAGAACUUCGAGACCGUCAGAGCCAGAGACCUGGAUUCCCGCACCAUGGAACUGGUCCCGAACGAUCGGGUACCCGCAGAAGUUCUCGAGGAGACACAUGUCGAAGCUGCUCCCCUAGACAUCGCGGCAAAUUCUGAGGACCGCGGCCCAGCACUGAGCAAGCUGAUUCUCACGAUUCCGGGGAAAAAGACAGACACCGCCGAAAGACUGGCCAAGCGAUAUUACCGCCGCGUGUUUGGUCACCUCGGUCUACCGAAGAUUUGGCUCUCGGACAACGGACCACAGUUCAUUUCGAAAUUCAUGGCCAAGGUCAACGAGAUGACGGGAACAGAGCACAAAUUCGGCAGUGCCUACCAUGCGCAGACUCAAGGAGGCGUGGAGAUUACCAACCAGUAUCUUGACCAACGCUUGACGUUUUACGUGUCGUAUUUUCAAGACGAUUGGAGUGAGCAUCUGGCGGCGUUAGACUUCGCGCAUAACUCCACGCCGCACGACUCAACAGGCAUGACUCGAUCGAGGCCUCCCAAGGGCGAGCACCCCACGCGGCUUUCGUUCAUAUAG